This is a messenger RNA of Phytophthora sojae, 771 nucleotides long. RefSeq lists its product as hypothetical. The transcript has a single exon. The annotation marks the transcript as partial. The record is from RefSeq and is a predicted model, not a curated record. NCBI's taxonomy places the organism in Eukaryota, Oomycota, Peronosporomycetes, Peronosporales, Peronosporaceae.
GAGCAGCAGAUGCUGGAACUCGCUCGUCUCGUCGUGGGUGUUGCCCGUUCACCUCCGGCUCGAGUCAACGCUGCUCUCGACCACAGCCUGCAAGCUGCUACUAACGUCGGUGAGGUGCUGGCUGCUGCCGUUGCUCCUCCGCGUCUCCCUCUUGCGGAGGCUGAUGAACUGGUGGCCCUCCGCCGCGAGAACAACCGGCUGCAGGCAGAGCUCUCCGACGCCAAAGAUAAACUCGCUGAAGAGAUGAACCUGCGGACCAAGUCGGACUACUUCCUCGUCUCGGCCAACUCCGAGUGCGACCAAGCUCUGGACCUCGUCCAGGACAUGCACGUCCAGCUCAGCAACGCCAGCGCUCAGUUGAUGCAAGCAAACGCGGCCAUCGGUCACCACGCUGACGUCACUCAGUCGUUGGAGAAGCGGACGCUCGUUGCUGAGGCCGAUUCAGCCGCUGCUGUACGUCGGAACACCCAGCUCCACGAGCGUAUAAGUGCAAGCCUCGUUACCUACAACACUCAGUUGGAAAGGCUUCGGAAGCAGUUGGCCGACCGCGACCGAGCAAACGUCAUCCCCACACGCAUUCAAGCGUUGACGGACGAGAACAACAGCUUACGGCGAGCGAAUUCUAUCCUUCGUCGGCAAUCGGCAGCACACGGACUCGACGUCGACACCUUGAUCCUGGCCUCAGCCGGCAUCUCCGCCGCAGAGAUUGAUUGGAAUCUUCUCGGGCUGUCCCCACCGACCGACGGUCACUGUCGAGAGUCCACACCAUGA